CGACCGGCGUGCUGCGUCACGGCAGUGCGCCGGAAGUGGCUGCGGAUUUCGCCAGAAAUCCCGGAAGUGAGAGCUUUAGGGUUUUGCUGCUGGGUCUGACUCCUAUCUUGCGAUGGGUUGCGACGGGGGAACAAUUCCCAAGAGGCAUGAACUGGUGAAGGGGCCGAAGAAGGUUGAGAAGGUUGACAAAGAUGCUGAAUUAGUGGCCCAAUGGAACUAUUGUACUCUAAGUCAGGAAAUAUUAAGACGACCAAUAGUUGCCUGUGAACUUGGCAGACUUUAUAACAAAGAUGCCGUCAUUGAAUUUCUCUUGGACAAAUCUGCAGAAAAGGCUCUUGGGAAGGCAGCAUCUCACAUUAAAAGCAUUAAGAAUGUGACAGAGCUGAAGCUUUCUGAUAAUCCUGCCUGGGAAGGGGAUAAAGGAAACACUAAAGGUGACAAGCACGAUGACCUCCAGCGGGCGCGUUUCAUCUGCCCCGUUGUGGGCCUGGAGAUGAAUGGCCGACACAGGUUCUGCUUCCUUCGGUGCUGUGGCUGUGUGUUUUCUGAGCGAGCCUUGAAAGAGAUAAAAGCGGAAGUUUGCCACACGUGUGGGGCUGCCUUCCAGGAGGAUGAUGUCAUCGUGCUCAAUGGCACCAAGGAGGAUGUGGAUGGGCUGAAGACAAGGAUGGAGGAGAGAAGGCUGAGAGCGAAGCUGGAAAAGAAAACAAAGAAACCCAAGGCAGCAGAGUCUGUUUCAAAACCAGAUGUCAGUGAAGAAGUCCCAGGGCCAUCAAAAGUUAAGACAGGGAAGCCUGAAGAAGCCAGUCUUGAUUCUAGAGAGAAGAGAAACAACUUGGCUCCCAAAAGCACAGCAACAAAUGAGAGCUCUUCUGGAAAAGCUGGGAAGCCUCUGUGUGGAGCCACAAAGAGGUCCAUCGCUGACAGUGAAGAAUCCGAGGCCUACAAGUCUCUCUUUACCACUCACAGCUCCGCCAAGCGCUCCAAGGAGGAGUCUGCCCACUGGGUCACCCACACAUCCUACUGCUUCUGAAGCCCGCACUGCCACCGCUCCUGCCCCAGAAGGUUGUUUAGUUUCCACGUAGGCAGGUCGCUGUGCACCUCUGAGUGCACUGCUGUGUGUUCUCUCUAUAGCUCUGUGUCAUAAAGCUGUCCUGGCCAGCCUUCCAGCUGGUGUGGCCACUCUUGCUGUGAGGCAUGUGGGUUCCAGGGGAGACAAUGGGGCGGGCUGCACAGUGGCCCGAGGUUAUGCUUGCUUCCCCCUGCAGGUGCAUUUGGUCCUUUCCACGGCCAGGAAGCCCUGUGGGCUGCACUUUUUAUGCUUGCAGUAACAAAAGACUCCGGAGUCCUCACCGGUGCAGAGUUGGCACAUAUUAACUAAAAUUCUAAUGAUCUUGCUACCAGCAGUAAAUCAAGUAGGCCAAGUGAAACUGGGCUUUAGAAAGGAUGGAUUUCAAAUACACUGUGCCCACUAGAAGUUUGAAGGGCCUCGUCCCUCUGCUACAGCCCUGGGAGGAGCCAGGAUCCUUGUUGGUCUAGCUGAAUACUAUUAGGAGAGUGUGCCCCAUCUCAUCAUUUCGAAGAUAGCAGAGUCUUACUUGGGCACCCAGUGAUUGGGUUCAAAAAUAAAGCUGGUCUGCCUCUUCUCU
This is a messenger RNA of Nomascus leucogenys (northern white-cheeked gibbon), 1649 nucleotides long. RefSeq names its product replication termination factor 2 (gene RTF2). NCBI's taxonomy places the organism in Eukaryota, Metazoa, Chordata, Mammalia, Primates, Hylobatidae. Gene Ontology annotation, cellular component: nucleus. Gene Ontology annotation, biological process: site-specific DNA replication termination at RTS1 barrier; mitotic DNA replication termination. The record is from RefSeq and is a predicted model, not a curated record.